Messenger RNA from Pedinophyceae sp. YPF-701, 1041 nucleotides. The record is from the annotation of a GenBank genome assembly. Lineage: Eukaryota; Viridiplantae; Chlorophyta; Pedinophyceae.
AUGACUGCGGAGAACGCCUUGCAUGCCUGCCAGUUCUCGCAGUGGUACCCGAUAUUCGUCAAACACGCCCUCAGGGGCGAAGUCAUCACGCUGCCUGCAACAUUCGUCAAAUUCCUCCUUGCGGACGGCGUCGUCGUUGGCGAUUCCAGCCGGGCGAUGCCGGCGCUGGGCCAGGACGAUCCGCACGCAUUGGAAGACGAGUACAGGAGGGAUUCGUGGGGCGACCGGGCGACGGGGAGUGCGCGGGGGGGCAGCGACCACAGCAACCGGGUGAGUGGGGAUGCCUCCGACCGGAGCUCCGACGGCGCAGAGGCGGCGGGAUUCUUCGACGCGCACCCGCAGAUCGAGCGCGCGAUCAACGACGCAGUGAGCUCGCUCGGCGGCAGCGUAUUCCCGAAGGCCGGAUGGUCCGCCCCGACGGACGCCACGUGGCUCAUGAUGUCGGGCCAGGCCAAAUGCGCCCACGCGGAUGAGAUCGCCCUGCUGCUGAAGAGCUCGGACAGGGUGGCGCACGACCUGUCCCUGUGCCAGCAGGGCGAGGGGCAGGCUGCACUGGUGCUGAAGGAGUGGUACGACCUGCGCCCCGAGCGGGAGUUCCGGUGUUUCGUGCGCGGAGGGCAGCUGGUCGCAGCAUCGCAGCGCCACAUGACACAACACUACCCGCAGCUCGAGGGUCAGGAGCGAGAGAUCUCCAGGCAGCUGUCUGCCUUCCACGACGAUGUGGUGCGGCCGUCCCCGUUCCCCCUGGAACACUACUGCUACGACGUGUACCUCCUGCCCUCAGGGCGCGUUCGCAUCCUGGACUUCAAUCCGUGGCGCGGCACGUCCGCCGCCCUGCUCUUUGCGUGGGAGGAGCUUGAGGGCCUGCGCGCCGACAGCGGCGCGGGCUGCUUGGUCCGCGUGUCGGACGGAGAGGGGAUCAUCCAGCCUGGGCCGCAGUCGCUGCUUGCCGUUCCGUACGAGUUCGCGUCGGCGACGAGCGUGCAAGACAUCCUGGCGCAGAUGGAGUCCGCAGCACUCACUGAUCAGCAGCAGGGCUGA